This is a messenger RNA of Aspergillus neoniger CBS 115656, 1528 nucleotides long. RefSeq lists its product as uncharacterized. NCBI's taxonomy places the organism in Eukaryota, Fungi, Ascomycota, Eurotiomycetes, Eurotiales, Aspergillaceae. The transcript is spliced from 7 exons. The coding region runs from base 74 to 1441 and encodes 455 amino acids. The record is from RefSeq and is a predicted model, not a curated record.
UCGACCGGCAGGAUAUAACCUUCAGGAUAUCAUUCGAUGCAAGAAAUGACCUGGCAGUGCUUGAUCACGCACUAUGAGCGACCCUCUGAGUAUCACCGCAAGUGUAAUAGCCGUCCUUGAACUGGCAGCCACCACAACCCGCUAUCUCAGGGAAAUUAAACAUGGAGCAGCAGACCGACUCCAGUUGCGGGAUGAGAUACGAAGCACCACCUACCUGCUCGAAAUGCUUAGUGACCGUAUUGAUGAUGCUGAGGACGCGGCCGUAACUUUAGGCAUGGGAAAGUCCAUAUUGACCGAGUCUCUUGAUAUCACGGAGAAGCUGGCUUGCUUGGAGCGACUAAAGGGUAGUCUCAGUCUCAUCUUGCAGAAUGACCUGAUAAAAAUGGUGCAGUCGUCGCAUAGAGAACUUACAGAAAUCGGGCAGAAGGUCAGCCAAACACAAUUGAAGGACGAGGAAGAGCUGAACGAGAGGAUCUUGCUCUGGCUUAGCCCUUUUCCCUUCCGUAAGCAACAUGAUGCAAUCUUGGAGACCGUGCAGGCGGGAACCGGUGGCUGGUUUAUGAAACACGAGAAAGUUUGCAAUUGGCUUGAAGGAAAUAUCAGCAUGCUUUGGUGUCCAGGCAUACCUGGCGCUGGUAAAACACGACUAAUGUCUAUCGUUGUUGAUACGCUCGAGCAUAAGCUGGCCUCGAGAAACGCUCUCUUGCCAUCUGAAAUAUCCUCGCUUUAUAAUUCGCAUAAGAGACUUGGUACCGGCCCUACCUGGAAGGAGUUAUUCGAUAUAUUCACCAAAAUGACCCUCGAAUAUGAAACAACCUUCAUCGUGAUCGAUGCUCUAGACGAAUACAGCGAGAGUGAGAAUAACCCUUUGUGGUUUCUAUCCACCAUUAGUUCCGUUGGCUCAAAUGUUAAAAUUAUGUGUAGCUCACGUUUCUCCACAACCUUUGACGCAUAUUUCAAUUCCAUCGAAAAGGUAGAAAUCUCGGCUCGGGACGAAGACGUUGAACUAUUCUUGGAUUCGGAGAUUGCACGGCUCCCCACGCUGUCGAGCCUAUCCAAGCAUCUUCGAGCCGAGCCAGACUUGAGAAGACACAUCAUUAUUUCCAUCACGGGGGAGUGCCAGGGAAUGUUUCUUCUCGCUAAGCUACAUCUCGAGUCGCUCCUCCCGAAAAUCAAUCGGAAGGCUGUGCGCUUGGCUUUGGCCUCUCUUCCAGGAACUCUGAAUGAUACUUACUCAGACGCCCUCAAAAGGAUCCGGGACCAGCCCGCCGAGAUGGCGGAGCUGGCAGAGCUCGUACUGCUCUGGGUUAUCUGCGCCUGUCAGAACCUCACAGUUAUACAGCUUCAACAUAUGUAUGCUAUGCAGGAGCUAUCGGAGGAGAUGGCUCUUGAAGACGACGACCUCCCAGAUGGAGAUGUCCUCACCGCAGCUUGUGGUUGACGCUCUGUUCGAGGAAUGGGGCGAGGGUUGGGCUGAUUCCAUGACAUAGACAUUGAUCUAACUGGAUGGUAAUAAGAUGAGAUAUGC